AUGGCUAGAGAAAAUCCAAUGGUUGAGAUGAAGUGGAUUGAUUGGGCUUACAUGAGGAAGAAGAACAAUGAAGUGUUCAACCAAGUGAUGCAAGUGUGCCACAACAAGAAUCUUGGAGAUAUUCUUGCCUUGGAGUAUGAUUGGAAUGAGGAGGUCAUUGCACAGUUCUAUGCAACAACAUUCUUUGGUACUACAAGGAAGGGAACCCCAUAUGUGAAGUGGUUGACUGAGGGUGUUAGGCACAAGAUUUCCAUGGUGCAGUUUGCUGAGAUGUUGGGGUUAGAUGAUGAGGAUCUCAAUAGGCCCAACAUUCAUAGUGAAGCACCCCUCCCCAUGAUCAAGACCAAGUUCAUGUAUGCAAAGAAUGCUCCUAGGACUUGGAUGGGAUUUACUCAUGUGGUACCUAGAUCCAUUCCUUCUACCUUAGCUGGUCCUUCUUCUAGUGCCCCACCGAGUUCCUCGAGUUCUUCUCCCAUCAAGAAGGCACUUCAGGCAAUUUUCUGUAUGUGUGCUAAGACUGCCAAGAAAGUGAAGAAGAUCGAAAGGCGUCAGAAGGAAGAUAGAAGAGAGGCUGGGAAAGAAGUGUCAGAUGAUUCUAAGGAUGAGGUCUAUGUUGAUCCAUUUGAGGCUUAUGAGGCAGCCCGCAACGUUGCCGGUGAAGGUCCAUCCACCUACUUCAAUGAAGAAUCUUCCCAUUCUGAUGAUGAUGAUGGUGGUGAUGAGGGUGACACCGAGGCAGCCGCUGAGGAUGCUCCCACUGAUGUUGAUGAGGGUGACACCGCUGCUCAGUCCGACAAGUCUCAUCUCUCCGUUAUGGAGCAUCUUGGAAGCUCAUGCAUUGUGCGUGGGAGAGGCAAGAACAAGAGGAUUUGGACGUACUUUGAGGAUGAGGAGCUGAUCAAGGCAUUGUUCGAGAUUGCUUUAGAUCCAAGCUGGAAAUCAGAAGGGGGUUUCAAAAAUGGAUACUGCCAAGUUCUAGAGAACGUGCUUGCUAAGAAGUUGCCAAGUUCUGGCCUUACUGCUGUUCCGACCAAGUUUGGCACAAUUGAAGUGAUGCUAACCAAAAGUGGCUUUUCUUGGGAUGACAAUAGAAAGAUGAUACAAUGUGAGAAACAACAAUACGAUGAUCAUUGCAGGAAAAACAAUGAGGCAAAGGGUCUAUAUGGUGUAGCAUUCCCUCACUAUGAUACACUAGCUGCAAUUUAUGGUAAAGACAUUGCUACUAGAGAAGGUGCAGAGGGUCUUGGUGAGGCUGUUGCUAAUAUGGAGAAAGAAAUUGUUCAAGAUAUUCAAGAUGAAGAAGAUAAGGAGGAUGAAGAGAGAGUGUCUAGAGAAACGCCUCGGCGGACCGCACCUCGACGAAGCAUCGAUUCAACUGCUUCAAGCUCUAAGAAGAGGAAGAAAAACAGCAACAAACUGAAAAAUACCUUGUCAAGUGACCCUUUUAUGGAUGUCUUUGCCAAUGUUCAAGGUGAUCCGACGGAUGUUACAAAGCAUGUGGGAGCAAUGGUAGCAUCUAUGCAACGUGAAGCUGAGAUCCAAGAGAAGGCAAUGGCUGAGGAGGACCCACUACAAAAAAUUCAGAACGAAGCUAUUCUUGAGUGUCAAAAGCUUGGAUUGACUGGUACUGAAGUUGUCAAUGCUGCAGCUGCUUUUGUAAAAGUGCCGGCUCAAAUGAGUAUGCUUAUCGCUCUUCCAGAGUCUCUCAGGAGGGAGUACGUACUGAAAAUACUUGCUGAUGAGGCGAAGAAAAAUUGA
This is a messenger RNA of Oryza sativa Japonica Group (Japanese rice), 1758 nucleotides long. RefSeq lists its product as uncharacterized. The record is from RefSeq and is a predicted model, not a curated record. Lineage: Eukaryota; Viridiplantae; Streptophyta; Magnoliopsida; Poales; Poaceae.